This is a messenger RNA of Opisthocomus hoazin, 822 nucleotides long. NCBI's taxonomy places the organism in Eukaryota, Metazoa, Chordata, Aves, Opisthocomiformes, Opisthocomidae. The record is from RefSeq and is a predicted model, not a curated record.
AUGGCGCCUGAGGAUCUUCUGGUGAGCGGUGAGCGAGUGCUGCUGGAGGCCAAGGCUCCUGCCCUGUCCAGCCCGCAGAAGGCAGCGGAGGAUCUGGCGCCUAUACCAAAGAAAGAGCUUAACCAUGUUCAGAGUGGUGGAGUUUCUGAGGAACCUCUGGAGACGGAGCAGCUGCUCCCAAAGCAGGGUGCCAGUGACUCCAGGGAGCGUCCAGCUGAUACACAUGGCAGCCAGGCAGGCGAGCUGAGACCCCAGAGGGGGCAGACAGGUGACAGGUGGUGCGUGAUGAACCUGGCAGCAGCCUCUGAUGAUGUUUGCAAGGACAGAAGUGAGGAGCAGCCAUGUCAGCCAGCUGAGAGUAGGGACUUGGACCACGAAGAAUGGGAAGUUGUUUCUGAGCACCUGGCCUGGGGGGAGGCUGGCAGGAGCGGCAGCGUGGAAGACUCUGACAGCAAGGAAUGGGAACAAGGAGACUGCCCCGAUGGGGACCUCAAAGCAAAGAGAGUUGCAGCUGUGCCCCCCAUGUUUCAAAACAUCCACGUGACUUUCCGCAUACACUACGUCACGCACUCGGACGCUCAGCUGAUUGGUGUUACUGGUGACCAUGAAUGUCUUGGCCAGUGGCAUAGCUAUGUUCCCCUCAAGUACGACAAGGAUGGCUUCUGGUCUGAAUCCAUUAGUCUGCCGGUAGACACCAAAGUAGAGUGGAAAUUUAUCUUGGUGGAGAAUGGCAAGGUCAGACAGUGGGAAGAAUGCGGUAAUAGGACCCUGAUGACUGAACAUGAAGAUCAAAUUGUUCAUCGGUGGUGGGGAUACCAUUAA